This is a messenger RNA of Trichosurus vulpecula (common brushtail), 816 nucleotides long. RefSeq names its product goosecoid homeobox 2 (gene GSC2). Gene Ontology annotation, cellular component: nucleus. NCBI's taxonomy places the organism in Eukaryota, Metazoa, Chordata, Mammalia, Diprotodontia, Phalangeridae. Gene Ontology annotation, molecular function: RNA polymerase II cis-regulatory region sequence-specific DNA binding; DNA-binding transcription factor activity, RNA polymerase II-specific. The coding region runs from base 1 to 816 and encodes 271 amino acids. Gene Ontology annotation, biological process: regulation of transcription by RNA polymerase II. The transcript has 4 exons. The record is from RefSeq and is a predicted model, not a curated record.
AUGUCGGACCCAGCGUCAGGAAGCCCCAAGGCUGAAGUCUGCAUCGACUCUGCACUCAUCAGCUGCCUGACCCUGGGCCCCUCAUCACUUUCAGACCGUCUUCUCCUCUGCAAAAUGGGGACAGAAGAGCAUCUGCCUCCUAGGGUCACUGUGAGAAUCAAGCGGCAGGGGGGCAUGGCAUUGGCUGGCAGGGGUGUCCCAGGCCAGGGGAAUCUUGGAAGGCCGUGUCCAUUCAGCAUCGACCACAUCUUGUCUAGCCCUCCCCCGACGGCCUUGCCCCCCUUUGGCCCGCAGACCCAGGCCAAGGGUCCUGAGCCUCCCAGGGGGUCCCACUCUCCUGGAGCCCUGCCUGAGGACCCUGAGGAGCUGGGGGAGCCAGGCCUGGCAGCCUGUGGUGUCUGCUGCUGCUGUGCCCACCAUGCCAGUGCCCACAAUCUGCAGGAGCCUACUGUCUGGCUGGAUUCCAGGUUUCCUUGGCCACUGAGGCUGCUUCCUGCUACUGGCCGGGUAUGCAAGGGGUCCCGGGGCCCCCCAGCUGGGACCCUGCCCCCAUUCCAGCCCCUGCAAAGAAGAACCCGGAGGCACCGAACCAUCUUCAGUGAGGAGCAGCUGCAGGCGCUGGAGGCCUUGUUCCUGCAGAACCAGUACCCAGAUGUGGUGGCCCGGGAACAUCUGGCUAACCGCAUCCACCUCAAAGAGGAGCGUGUGGAGGUCUGGUUUAAAAACCGUCGGGCCAAAUGGCGGCAUCAGAAGCGGGCAUCAGCCUCGGCCCUCAUUCUGCAGGGCACUAAGAAGGCCCCCAAGGAGAGCUGCUGA